Molecule: messenger RNA, 1327 nt
Organism: Schizophyllum commune H4-8
Lineage: Eukaryota; Fungi; Basidiomycota; Agaricomycetes; Agaricales; Schizophyllaceae
Exons: 4
Coding region: 158-1111 (317 amino acids)
Cellular component (GO): cytosol
Molecular function (GO): holo-[acyl-carrier-protein] synthase activity; magnesium ion binding
Source: RefSeq, a predicted model, not a curated record
CGCAGACCUGAACUCUUACCUCUUCCGACAACAAUGACUGGCAUCAUAUAAAGGACAUGAUACCCUGAAUCGUCUUGAUUUCUCCCACCUCCUCACUUUUGUGUCGCUCGUGUAACUUCUAUCUCUCCUGCCGCCCAUUCACGCCACAAGACCCAACAUGAGCACUACGAGUAACGCCGGUUCGCGCCCGUCAAGCGCGACGCCCACGCAGUCUACGGGGCCUCACGGGCGGCCCUCGGACGUUAUAAUCACAGACUGCCCGAUCCUGGUGUGGAUGAUGUCCUUGAAUCGCGAAUACACGCUCGAGGAAUACAACUCCUGCUACGAAGUCGUCAAGGAGUGUCUCCCCCACGUGAAGCGCAUCAAGAACGAUCCCGAGAACCCAGAUACCUUUCGUCAAAUAAUGACUGUGCUUCUCCCUCUCCUCAUGAUGCGGCACCGGCGCAUACCGCGCGCGCGCUGGCGCGACAACCAGACAGCGAACGGGAAACAUUGGAUUGAGCAGGCGCCGGACAACAUGCCCCCGGAAAAGUUCCUCACGUCGAUGAUCGGGUACCAUCUGGAGUACUGCAACUCGAUAUGCGGCAUGGCGAUGACACAGGGGCAGCAGCGGCGCGUCAUCAACAUCGGCCUCGGUAUCCGCCAGAUCCACGUCGAGCCGCGUAAUAUCACGGUGGCGACGUACGUGGAGGCGAUGAACCACCUGCUCACUCCCCUCGAGGUCGACCUCAUCACCAAGCACGGACAAGCAGACGAUGUAACGUUGCGCCGACUUUGCAUUGUCCUCUCCUGUAAAGACGCGUACAUCAAGGCGAUCGGGCAGCCCGUGGGCUUCGACUACCGCCGGCUGGAGUUCAAUAUCCCCGAGGAGAAGGCGACGGGCGAUGGGCAUCCACUCACCGGCUGGGAGUUCCGCAUCUUCAAGGCGCAGCUCGGCGUCUCGCGUCGCGGGCAGAUCGUGCAGGAGGACUACCAAUGCGUCUGUGCGUUCUUCCGCGGCAUGGCGGACUCCAAGUUUGUGUGGUACGAGAGCCGGCAGGAGCUCGAGAGCUGGGUGCAGUUCAUCAAUAUCGACCAGAUGGUGAAGGUCGUGCAGAAGCUCACUGCAUAAGUGCGCGAAGUAUAAUCAAGACUAUUUAUGCUAUGCCUGGUUGCUGUGCUUUCUCAAGUUGUGUAUCUGUAUGUAUCGUUUUGCUCACUGGAUCCGUCUGUAAUAUACAGUGCUAGAUCAAGGACUAUACCCUUCACGUUCUACUGGCAGUCCCGAAGUGUAUUGUUCCCCCGCAAGAACAAAAGAGAUCAAAGGAUCACCCCAGACUGGAAGGCU